This is a messenger RNA of Condylura cristata (star-nosed mole), 747 nucleotides long. It is a transcript of the gene SAC3D1, whose product is annotated as SAC3 domain containing 1. The transcript is spliced from 2 exons. The annotation marks the transcript as partial. Gene Ontology annotation, cellular component: nucleus; spindle; centrosome. Gene Ontology annotation, biological process: spindle assembly; centrosome duplication. The record is from RefSeq and is a predicted model, not a curated record. NCBI's taxonomy places the organism in Eukaryota, Metazoa, Chordata, Mammalia, Eulipotyphla, Talpidae.
CUGCUGGCCGUGGUGGCACGGCUCGGGCCCGACGCGGCGGGCGGGCAGGUGGACCCGGUGCUGCUGCAGGCCCAGGUGCAGGAGGGCUUCGGGUCGCUUAGGCGCUGCUACGCGCAGAGCGCUGAGCCACACCCUCGCCAGGCCGCUUUCCAGAGCCUCUUUUUGCUCUAUAACCUGGGUUCUGUGGAAGCCCUUCAUGAAGUCCUGCGGCUGCCUGCUGCCCUGCGCUCCUGCUCAGCCCUGCGCACGGCGCUGGCCGUGGACGCCGCCUUCCGGGAAGGCAAUGCCGCGCGCCUGUUCCGUCUGCUCCGGGCACUGCCCUACCUGCAGAGCUGUGCUGUGCAGUGCCACGUGGGCCGUGCCCGCCGAGGAGCCCUGGCCCGCCUGGCUCGUGCCCUGAGCACUCCCAAGGGCCAGGCCUUGCCUCUGGACUUUGUGGUGCACCUGCUGGCCCUGGAUGGGCUGGAGGAGGCCCGGGACCUGUGCCAGGCCCACGGGCUGCCCUUGGAUGGAGAGGAGAGAGUGGUGUUCCUGAGGGGUCGCUAUACUGAGAAGCUGCUGCUGCCUCCCGGGGCCUGCAAACUGUUGGUGGGGAGCAAGCUUGGCGGACGCACGCUGGAGGAGGUCGUUAUGGCAGAGGAAGAAGAUGUGGGUGUGGGCAAACCCAAGUCCCCAGCACCAGGAGGGGCUGUGUGACCUUGCAGAGUCCCAGGACUGAUUCCCAGAUAAUAAAAGAAACUUGUUUUG